AGACAUAAAUCAAACGGUAACACAGUUUUUGGCGCUUUAGAAGAUUCGCACAAUAUUUUUCUGGCUUUCCCCGAUCUUUCCGAGCUUUUUGCGGGCCCAGGACAAGAUGCCCAUCACCGGGCUGUGCAUCGAGCUGCGUCCCAAUCUGCGCAGCGGCGUUGCCUUCCUGCAAUUCGAUCAUCAGAUCUCGCAGGGCCACGAAACGCGCAUCGUCAUCCGGCAAUGCAAUGUUUACAUCAGCGAGAAACCAGAAAAGCGAGAGAAUCCGGAGGACUCCAACUCGGAGAGCGAUAGCGAGGACCCCGACGAGAUGCUGCUCAUCCGGCACGAUCACUUCGGCAUGGACAUCAGUUGCAUAUCGAACCUAAUGGUCAGCGGUCGCCACAUAAGCUUCCGCUUCAACUACAACCAGAUUGAUUUGUCCGCCGUUGACGGUGGCUGCGUGGAGGUGCCGUUGGCGCCGCUGCUUCUCUCCUGCCGGGAGGGUGAGGACUCCGUCACGCUCAAUUGCCGCGACUGCCGGGCGGUGUUGGUGGAGCCGAGGAUCUACCGCCGACUGAGGGAGUUCCCCAGCUGCGUGGUGGAUCCCGGGGAGUUCUUCUGCCACAACCAUGGCGCGGGUUGCAAUGCUCAACCAGUUAGCUUGGUGCCCGCCGAAGCCGAUCUCUUCUAUGGCCUCAACUAUGUGGUCAUCAACUAUAGCGCAAGCAAUCCGUACAUCCUCAACCGAGAGGAGCACUUGUAUUGCAAGCGUUGCAUGCGGUUUUUGGGGCUGACCAUGUUCAACGGGGCCGCCGCCCGCCUCUGGGCGGAUGCAGUGCGUUGGCUGCCCGAGGGAGCGACAGCAGGUGCCCCCGAGCGGCACUUCUUCCAGAGUUCCACGCUGACGCAGUUGGUCAAGCGACUCCUGCACUCGUUGUGGCCCCAACCGAUGCCCCAGCUCUGCUUGAGCACGAGUCGCGCGGUGCUGGUCACCUCGCUGCCCAGUCGCAGGCAGCAGUGCAUGUUCCUGCACGUGGUGGAGUCGCAGUUGCGCGUGCUGCGUCGCAAGAAGCCGGACUCGAAACGAUUGCGCUGUUAUCGCGCUUGCAAGCUGUACUACGGAGUUUUUGGCAGUGAUUCGCCGCUUCUGAGUAAGUGGCAGGACCAGCAGACGCUGCCCCAGAUGGAGAUCUCGCCGGAUAUGUUCCUGGCACUGCAGCAACGGCUCGAAUUCAAUGGACACUUGAUUCCGCACGCCUGGCGCGUGAACUCCGCCGAGGAGCAGCUGCAGCUGUCGUACUUCUUCUACGAGAACGAAGAGCAACCCGAAGGUGUGGCCAUCACCACGAAUGCCUUCUUGGAGCACCUGAGUCUCGCGCCAGACAAGAAACAGCAGGAGGAUCAGUACGAGACGGAUGCAGGACAUGCCAGCGAGAGCGACGAUGAGCACUCCGAUACGGACAGCGAUUUGGAGGUCCACGCGCUUGGCAAGCGGAUGAGCUUGCUCAAACGCAGUCCCACACCUCCGCGCUCCUGCCUCCAGAUGUCGACCUCCUCCUCGUCCGCCUCCUCGGAGGAUAAGUAGUGCAAGUACCUUGGUUACAAUCCUCUGCUUAGUUCGUAAGUCGAAAGUCAUGGCUGCUGAUCUUUGAUUGAAAACUAACUUGGUCAAACACAUCUGCAAAGGAUAUUAGUUCUCUGAAAGUUCAUUUAAUUUGUAUCCAGUUACCCUCUCAUAUAUUUUUUAACCAACCGUCCUGGUCCUUAACUUUGUAGACAUAAGAAGCGACAGUUGCUUAUGAGUUUCAAUAUCCUACUCAAGAAGAGUUAUUUCUAAAAAGACCCUUUCUGUCACAAGUUUGCAAUGCAGCAAGUAUAUAUUUUUGAUCUGUCCGUCUGCUGUUUCUAGUCUAAUGGAAAAAUGUACAUAAAUUCACACACAGUUCAUAAAUGAAUCUAGAUCUUAGUUUCGACUGCAAGGGUAUUUAAGCUUCCGAGGCUUGCCGAAGCUAUCUUCUUUUUAUGUUUGUAUAAUUCAACCAACAUUUACGUUGAAUAUAAUUUUCACAUCCAUCCUAUAAUACCUUUAUAAGUUGUUGGAUAAAUCCUUCUGAUCUUUUGCUUUUGUUGAUGGUUGUAUAAAAACGAUAGAUAAGACCAAGCGGAUUAGAUUAGUAUCAAGGAACAUUUUCUCUUAGACUAUUUAUUUAAGUCAGCCUUUGUUUGUUGUGGAGAAAAAUUUGAUUUUAUUACUUGACUCUCGAUCGGUUCGUAUAUAUUUUGAUAUAGUUUAACAAACGGUUUGCAACAAGUAUUAGCUGGAUAAACAAUUUCUAAGUGGUGGACAAUGCUUCCGUACGCUAGCACAAAGACAGUGAGUCCCGUGACUGUAAGGCCAAGGCCGAUAAUUACAGCUCCGAAAUGUACUGCGCAUGUAAUCAAAAAGUAGUUAUUUCCUUUAUACACUUUGACGUUCCCUUUUUAUUUUAAAGUAGCAAAAUAUUUAAAGCGGAAUUGAAAUAUUCAAAAUAUUCAAUUUAAUAUUAUAUAUCCAAAGAACUGAAAAAAUAAGUUU
Molecule: messenger RNA, 2557 nt
Organism: Drosophila ficusphila
Lineage: Eukaryota; Metazoa; Arthropoda; Insecta; Diptera; Drosophilidae
Exons: 1
Coding region: 107-1567 (486 amino acids)
Source: RefSeq, a predicted model, not a curated record